Messenger RNA from Spodoptera exigua (beet armyworm), 561 nucleotides. The record is from the annotation of a GenBank genome assembly. Lineage: Eukaryota; Metazoa; Arthropoda; Insecta; Lepidoptera; Noctuidae.
AUGAGAAGAGGCCUUUGCUCAGCAGUGGGCACUUAUAGGCUGAUGAUGAUGAUGAUGAUGAUGACUAGAUUUCCCUCAGCAAAUGAUGCAUGGAGAAAUGACUGGAUAAAAAUAAUAAGGGAGAGUAGACACGAAAAUAAUUGGAAUCCAUCAAAAUCAAGUGUAAUCUGCAGUAUACAUUUUGAGAAGCAUUGUUUGUAUUCAACUAAAGGCGGACUUCUUCGCGUUGUUGCUUACGUCGUACCAACAAAGUUUUUAUCCGAUACGUCAGCUGUACAAGAAUUACCGACUGAAGUAUUUUCUUCCAGUGUUUCUGAUAAGAGUUCACUAGUGAUUGAAGGAGUAGCCACAGUUUCCGGGCAGCAAAAAAAAAUAGAACAACCUUUUUCACAAAAUGUAACGACGACUUUGACACAAAGUUCAUCAGUGGUUGAAGGAAUAUCUGUACAAGAAUCGACACUGCAACAGUCUUGCUUAUUGAACACGACUUCGUCCUUGCAAAAUAAAGAGCGUGUCAAGACAGGUCAAGACUCGCCGAUUCCGCGCCGCCCGCUCGCCUAG